AUGACCAUCUCCCGCGCUUGUAGAGCCUAUCUUGGGCUUAUUCGAGUGCACAUCUCCCGUUCGUGCAGUCGACUACCACGAAAAUGGGGUACCUGCCUAUUUCAUACAACCUCGAAUAAGAGACAGGGACAUGUCGGUGAUGCUACUUGA
Molecule: messenger RNA, 150 nt
Organism: Bipolaris zeicola 26-R-13
Lineage: Eukaryota; Fungi; Ascomycota; Dothideomycetes; Pleosporales; Pleosporaceae
Exons: 1
Coding region: 1-150 (49 amino acids)
Source: RefSeq, a predicted model, not a curated record